Orbilia oligospora ATCC 24927 is the source of this 2577-nucleotide messenger RNA. RefSeq lists its product as uncharacterized. Gene Ontology annotation, biological process: regulation of DNA-templated transcription; DNA-templated transcription. The transcript has 4 exons. NCBI's taxonomy places the organism in Eukaryota, Fungi, Ascomycota, Orbiliomycetes, Orbiliales, Orbiliaceae. The coding region runs from base 1 to 2577 and encodes 858 amino acids. Gene Ontology annotation, molecular function: DNA binding; zinc ion binding; DNA-binding transcription factor activity, RNA polymerase II-specific. The record is from RefSeq and is a predicted model, not a curated record.
AUGACAAAACAGGACGACCACAAGGACGAUGGUUCGGAAUCUGGUGGUGACCAACAAGGGGUCCGGUGCGGUCGCGAGAAACCAGUAUGCCGCAAUUGCAAAACUUGGAAAGCUGCCUGCACCUAUUCCGAGCGUCAGAAGCGAGAGAAUGAGUCCACGCGGAUUGCCCACCGUUUUGAGGAGGUCCACGAGCGCCUGGACCGAUUGGAGUCCACCAUGCAGCGGAUCGCGGUUGCCCUCGAGCUAUCCAAUAUGACUGCCCACCAUAAUCAGCAGCAGCAAUCCCAAGCCCAAGCCAUUCCUGCACAGCAAUCGUCGCCCUUCGCAAGCCAAAUGAUGCAUAGUCCAAUGGCAACAAUGCACCCGACCCCACCUGGGUUCCCCUCCUUGUUAUCUCCGUCACCAUCUCGAGAAAGUGGUGGGGCUACGACACCGAAUAGGAUGCCGCCAUCAUUUCUAAACACUGCUGGACCGACGACAUCGGCUUCGACCCCCAGGCACCAGCCAGGACAGGCAGGAUCGCCUACCGGAUCCGCCCCACCUAGAACCUUAGUCAAAGACCCAAAGGGGAAUGUUCACUACCUCGGCGCAUCGUCUAUUUUAUCCAUUUCUUCAGAAGCCGAAAGUUUAGCGGAGGCACGACUUAGCGCAGCAGCAGCAGCACAGGCUGGACCAGAUAGCAUUCAGUCCAGCACAGCAGCCGGGGUUGUCGAGGCUAUGAGCGCCCUGCGAACCUUAAAGGGACUCGACAGCAAUAUCGCUAAUUUGCUCCCAUACGAUGGGUACAUGGAGCUGAAGAUGGGUGGCCGAGAUUAUAUUGCGCCGAGUCGUGAUGAAGCUAUUCGUCUCAUUGAUAACUUCUUCACCAAGAUUAAUAAGUUCUUCCCACUGUUCAGAUAUGACAGUUUCAUGAAGAAUGUCAACAAAAUGUAUGAAAAGCCAUCGGCGAUGAGCGAUAGAGGGUGGCUUGUGUGUUUCAACAACGUGCUACUCUUUAGUCUUUACGGCAUGGGCACCAACAAGAAAGAAGAUAUUCAGAUCGCUCUUGUCGAAAAAUACUUUUUCAACAGUUGGGCCGCCUUUGACGAUGUCAGCAUUCUGUUGACUCCAAAUCUGAUCAAUGUUCAAGCUCUGCUGACGCUCGCAAUCGUUGCUCAAGAGAUCUCCAAGCCAGGUCUGUGCUGGAUGUUGCUGUCCCAAGCGUGUAGGCUGGCUCAGGCAAUAGGCCUGCACAGACAAUCUCACCCAGCUCAAAAUUUCUCUGAGGCGGAGGCGGUCGAGCGGCAAUUGGUAUUCUGGACACUUUAUGUGAUGGACAAAGCGCUUUCGCUCACAUUUGGGCGGAGUACUUGUCUUCCAGAUUUCGAUGUUGAUGUCGACCUCCCGGACAAUGUUACUGGCAAUGUGCUUCUCACGCAGCAUUUCUCUGGGUGGGUUUGGCUAGCAAAAAUCCAAAGCCAAAUCUACAUGCGGCUAUACUCCGCAUCUGCUUGUAAAGCUAGUGACGAGGACCGCCAACACGCCUCAAAGGAGCUUGAACUUGAGCUUCGAAAUUGGUGGGCCCAAAAUGGAGCUGGCCUUCAACUGAUUCCCUCCAUUGGGCUUUUCGAGAAGCAGUAUCUUGAGCUCGAAAUCAAGUUCUCCUUUCAUAACAGUAUGAUUAUGAUUCACCGAGUCAACAAAGGUGGCGGCGAGUUGAGCGAGGCGAUCUGCUUGGACUCUGCAAGAACCAGUGUGCAAUUGAUUAAGCAGACUCUCGAGGUCAACAACGACGCCGCCGAUGGUAGUGUUCUUCUUUGGCUCUUCCAAUACUUUCCAUUCACCCCAUUCUUCGUGCUCUUCUCCAACGUUAUUCGCAAUCCUGAGGAAAAAUCGUCCCGUGAUGAUUUUCUCUUGAUGCAACAUGUUGUCUCCUAUCUCGACCGCAUGAAAGCCGCCAAUGAGUCUGCUUCCAAACUCCUUAGGAUUGCAGAAACAUUCACCCAAAUCGCUGCCGUUGUUCUUCGCAAAUUCGAAAAACCUUCACAUUCAGAAUCCCGGAAGAGGAAACACUCUGCUAUCAACACCGACUCAAAAUCUGAAGAUGGGAAGCGAGCAAAUCCUAACUCUACUUCCCGUCCAGGUAGUGUAGGUAGCAUCGACACACCCGUGUUUACAAACUCCGUCUCCCGCCCUGACUCUGAACUACCAACGAUGUUUCCACACGCCUUCAACUUCCUUCGUUGGCCUAAUGUUGGAGGUACACAGUCCGCCACAUCAGGUCGUCCAGGUUCCUCCCACGACAAUAGUAAAGCCUCAGCGUCUUCAACGGCGUCUCUCGGAUCCAACUCUACCGACCCGUCGGCCGCACCACUACAAUUCGACAGUGGGAUGGCUGCAAUGUUUGAGGGAGCUACUGCCGGAUUCGACUUUGACCUCGAAGCACUCAUGGCUGAACCCGUGGACUUCCAGAGCCAAAUGCAACAGGCACAUAGACAGGGGCCUCUUGAUUUUGACUGGUUUCAAUGGGACCAGUACACCCAGGGUCUUACCGAUAGCCCAGGUGUCAGCUUCGCAACAUUAACUGGAAUGAAGUAA